Messenger RNA from Torulaspora globosa, 936 nucleotides. It is a transcript of the gene RAM2, whose product is annotated as bifunctional protein farnesyltransferase/protein geranylgeranyltransferase. The transcript has a single exon. The record is from RefSeq and is a predicted model, not a curated record. NCBI's taxonomy places the organism in Eukaryota, Fungi, Ascomycota, Saccharomycetes, Saccharomycetales, Saccharomycetaceae. Gene Ontology annotation, molecular function: protein farnesyltransferase activity; CAAX-protein geranylgeranyltransferase activity. Gene Ontology annotation, cellular component: cytoplasm; protein farnesyltransferase complex; CAAX-protein geranylgeranyltransferase complex. Gene Ontology annotation, biological process: protein farnesylation; protein geranylgeranylation. Bases 1 to 936 code for a protein of 311 amino acids.
AUGAAAGGGUUUGAGGAUGUGCAGCCGCUGCCAAUAGUGACGGAGCUGCCCGAUGAGCUGUGCCAGAUAAUGUACACAGAAGAGUAUAAGCAAACCAUGGGGAUCGCUAGGGCCCUGCUACAGAAGCAAGAGUACUCUAAAAGAGCUCUGGAUUUGACCGCAAAAGUGAUCGGUCUCGCACCUGCAUUCUAUACUAUAUGGAACUACCGAUUCGACAUAGUGAUGCACAUGGCAGAGCAGGAAGAGGACGCGGCACGUCUUCUGAACGAAGAACUCGAUUGGGUGGACGAGACGACGCUUAACAACCCGAAGAACUACCAAAUCUGGUCAUACAAGCAGGCGCUUCUGGAACGGCAUCCGGCACCUAACUUCAAGAGAGAGCUGCCCGUUCUGGAGCUGAUGAUUAACGACGAUACGAAAAACUACCACGUUUGGUCCUUCCGGAAAUGGUGUGUCUUGUUCUUUCAGGAUUUCUCGCAGGAGCUCUCAUACUCCGAUCUGCUGAUACAGAAAGACGUUUAUAACAACAGCGCAUGGACACAUCGAAUGUUUGUGCUGAAACAUUCGAACCCAGACCGGGAACAGAUUGACUUGGAACUGGACUAUGUUAAAGAAAAGAUCGAGCUGGUGCCUCAAAACGUGUCCGCUUGGGCCUAUCUUCAAGGCUUGUACGAGAAUUUCCUCUCUGGCUCGUACGAUGCUGGUAUUCUACAGUUUGCUCAAAUGCUUACGAAUAACGUCACAGAUUCGGCGGAAAGCCCUGAAACUACUUUACCAGAAAUCGAGUCUUCAUACGCAUUAGAAUUCUUGGCGACAGUGUACGCCAAGACAGAUGCCACCAAGAAGAAAGCCGUAAAAGCUUACCAAGCUCUAGCGGCGAAGUACGACCCGAUCAGAGAAGCAUAUUGGCAGCGCCAGAUAUCUAUGCUUGAGUGA